UGUAAAGAUGAGGGGUAAAUGUUCAUAAUGGUAGUCAAACCGUACCGUUGUUUCAGCCAUACAAGCUGCUCGCGCAGAUUGGUUGACUUCUACACCCACGCCACCUUGGCACGUCCAGCCACAACGACAUUCUAGGAGACCAGACAUUAUCUGUAGCGUGUGCAAUCGAGCUGUGCUGCCUUUUUCAUGCGUUCUUCUUGUAUUUAGCAGGCUGAACGCGGGGUAGGUGUUUAUAACCCGUACCAAAGGCACUAAAGGUACCACGCAAGGUAAAUGACUGAAUGAGCUUUUUCGUCUUCAAUUCUACCAGGUUUUUCUGAUGUCUGAACUUCCAGCACAGGCUGUCCAUCGCGGCUUAUGGACGAACCUAGAGCGUGGACCCGUUAUGGGAAGCACCAUUACCACCGACACGCAAACGGGAAAUCUCAUCGUCGCGCUUCUGGCUAUCCUCACAACACUCGGCGCACAUCGCCUCUGGAACUUGGUCACAUUUGCUUACCAUCAAGUCCGCGCAAACGGGAAGCCAGCAGAUGGGUUCUUUCGUCAACAACAAGCCCUCCUCCGCUCGCUACCAGCACCUGCUGCGUUGUUGACCGACUGGAUCAAACUGUGGUGGGUAUGGAGGAAAGCAGAUCGAGCGUUUCUACGCUCGUCUAUUCAGGUUAUCUUUGGGGUUACAUUUACUGUGGGCACUCUCCUCGCCGGUACGUUCACCUCACUCGCGGUAUCGACUCCCGAUAUUCAAGUGCUCGUGCAAAGCCGUCAAUGCGCGCCCUGGAGCCCUGACCGCAUAAACAACGCGAGUGGAAGCGUAAAGGCUGCGUACGGACAGUAUAUCGGCGCGACCCGAAAGUCGAGCAUAGACUAUGCCACAGAAUGCUACCGAGACUACUCGGUGGUGCCCGAGCGUUGCAAGAUGUUCACCCGCCCCAGCAUUCCCUUUUCGCAAGCCCGAGUGGACUGUCCUUUUGCUACCACCCUAUGUAAAAAUGUCUCCAAGCCAGCAAUUCAACUCGAUUCUGGUCUGGUCGAUUUGAACGACGGCCUAGGAUUAAACCUGGCCCCAUCGGAAAGAGUUCGUCUCCGCAAAAGGACUACAUGUGCAGUGCUUGAGAUUGAGAAUCGAACCUCAGUUGUGAACGUGUCAUCUCUCACAUUUCGUACUCGCGACCCUCUACCAAACGAAAAGGCUUUGGUCUUACACUUGGGACGCAGCUUCGUCCCCGGCAAUGAAAACUUUACGUUUUCCAUGAGCCUGUUACUCAGCAACCUUUCCUCGGACUAUAGCAGUGUGACGGCAAGCAACUACCAGACAGAGGCUCUUAAGACUUCUGGCACGUUUACGCCGCCCCCAGAGAUGCAGGGCCUUGACGCCGACAUAUUUAACAUUCACGUUGGUAAAAACAACGUCCUCUAUCGUCAACCCACCAAUGAUCCCCUCUUCGCAGCACAUAGGCCUCUCAAAACGGGUGAUUCCCGACCGGAACAACAAAACGUCACAUACUACAGAUCUGAUUUCGUUUUUGGGGUACUGGGAUGUGGCUUGCAGUACCAAUUCUGCCACGCGCAAGCCAACGGCGCACCAGACUUUUGCAGCAAUCUCACCGGCUUACCGAACUGGGUAGAGGACUUUUCCCUCGAGCAGUAUCCAAACGCAAGCAAUAUCCAACGAGCCAUCCUGCAAGACCUCGGCCACGCUAUGCUCAAUACAGAUAUCCAAAUUGCCAGCUACGACCUCAAAGCGCGCAAACUCAUCGAGAAUGCUGGCUUCAUCAAUUCGCUGCCAGACGACCAGUGGGUGCGGGAGGUGGUGGGCUGGGAAUCCACGCUCUGGGCUUCACUCCAGAUCGAAAUGGCCGAAUAUGCGAUUGGCAGAGCGGUCCGCGUACCCGGUGCGGCCGCUCUUAUGAAGACGGACUUGACCGAUGGAGAACAAGCGCUUUGUGGCAAGCAAAGAAUGAAGAACCCGGGAGGCUUUGUCAACAUCAACGUGUUCGCAGUGUCCUUUAUAGGGGCUUUCUCACUCGUCGUUACACUUCUCGAUCUAGUCCUUCUCAGACUGAUUAUUGUGCCGAAGCGCUCUCCGCGGAUAGAUCGAUGGAUUCAGGACGGCAUCUUCCAGUUGCAACGGCGCGCGUAUGAAGCACACGGGGAAGGAGUGUGGUCUCGUCUUGAAAAAGAUGUUCCCAUGACUACUUCCAUCGGGGAAAAGCUCGCGGAGCUGCCGGUGGAGUCGCAGCCGCUGUGUACAUGUAUCGUCGGCGUAAAGGAAGUGCAGCAGCAGGACAUGUGAGGGAAGGUAGGUCCUAGAGAGGCUCCAUUUUAACCCCGU
Messenger RNA from Cucurbitaria berberidis CBS 394.84, 2332 nucleotides. RefSeq lists its product as uncharacterized. The record is from RefSeq and is a predicted model, not a curated record. The coding region runs from base 320 to 2293 and encodes 657 amino acids. The transcript has 4 exons. Lineage: Eukaryota; Fungi; Ascomycota; Dothideomycetes; Pleosporales; Cucurbitariaceae.